Geodia barretti is the source of this 780-nucleotide messenger RNA. NCBI's taxonomy places the organism in Eukaryota, Metazoa, Porifera, Demospongiae, Tetractinellida, Geodiidae. The record is from the annotation of a GenBank genome assembly.
UUGGCAAAUAUUCCAACUAACAUUAGCAAGACUAGUGGACCAUCAAGCAAGGUAGCUGCCACUCAGCCAGUAAAGGCUACACCAGAAACUGAAUGUAUCAUUACCAGAGUGGAACCAGCUAAACCUGUUGUACCUAGCAGCAGACGAGAAGUAUCGGCUGCAAGCAAUGGCCCAGUUACGUGUACAGAGACAACGACUGCUUCCAAACCAGUUUCCCAAACCAGUUUGACGGCCAAUGUUAAUCGUGUGAGGAGCAUCAAUAUCAAACCCAUCGCAACAAUAACUCCGUCCACUCAACAAACAGUGAUUCCAAAACCAGUUUCUGUGACAGGUAAAACCAGUUCAACGACUACGGCCACUAGUGUGCCUGAGGCAACAAAGCCCCCACCUACCAAUAGGGUAACUACCACGAAACCACUAGCAACCAAACCUACUGCUACAACCAAAACCAUUCCUCAAAAGCCACUCCCAGUUAAUCCGGCGAAGAGCACGAUCUCAAGUGCUGCAUUUGGCUCAAGUCAGACGAGAUUUGGACUGUCUCACUCGCUGCAUCCUUACAAGCGCUACUUUCCGUCGUCGCAGGAUCUCUACGGUUACUCGUCCACCGGCACUCCUCCUCCUCUCACUCGCUAUUCUCCUCCUUCGGCUUAUGCCUACAACCCUUAUCCCUACCCUCCAAAUAAUGCCCACUACGGUUACCCAAGCCUCGCACAGGCUGCGUGGAACAUGAGCACAAUCAACUGCACCAGCAGAACCACUGGUAUUAGUCUCUCACAAUAG